AUGCUCAACAAGAUCACCUCCCUAUUCUCUCGUGGAAAACUGCAAGUGGAGGAAAAACCAACCAACUUCACCGUCACAUCGGUUUCAUAUCGAUGGAUUUGUAAUAUGUGUUUGGGUGUUAUUGAAAACACAAUCCGAUAUACCAAUACCAAUGACAAGGGAACUGAUUUGUGCGAGAAGUGUUACGAUUGGUGUUGGGAUAAAUGUAAGAAGAGAAGGAAGAAUGCAUCUCCUAAUCAUCAACAAGUUGACAAUGAGGAAAAAACACCAGAAGAAAAGGAAAGAGAACUCUGGUUGGAAACAUUUUGUGAGGAUCUUGAAUAUUUUGUACCAACAAAAUAUCACUAUCAUGAAAUCAAACAAAGAUCAGAGGCCGAUCGUGUCAAUAGUACACUGUUUCGGAGUUUUAUUGAAAAUUCAAUGAAUCCUUGCUUUGGAAUAUUGAAAGAGGAUGACGGACCUUAUCAUUGGCUUCGAUAUGAACAAGUAUUCCACUUGGUUUGUUGUAUUGCUGUUGGACUGGAUGAAAUUUUAAAACCUUUGAGGGAGGAAAAUAAGAGACAAUUUGUAUCCAUUUGUGGAAAGAAUAAUUUAUAUUGGUACUUGUGUGAUUAUGCUUGUUUCUUCAAGGGAUUUGUGGCUGCUCCUAUUCACUUUGCCCAAACUUUUGAUGAGACGAAACAUAUUGUUGAACUGACCGAUAGUCAGGUUGUCGUUUGUACUUUAGAAAUGCUCGAUUUUUUCAUCAGCAUUACAAAACAAUUGGACUUUGUAAAAUAUAUUGUAGUAAUGGAUGAUAAUGAAGGAAAAUCCAAGAGUAAAUUCACAACAAACAGUGGUAAACAAGAAAUUGAAAUUCUGCCAAUGAACGAGAUUAUUGACAAGGGAAAAUCAAUCUUAUGUGAAUACUUGAACGAAAAGAACAAACCUAAGAAAAAAAGAUAUCCAAAACACUUUGAAAAUCACGAGACUAUCCUCGUCACUCCAAAAAACAAGUAUAAUCCAAAUAAGAUGUGGAUUGAUGUGGAACACCAGGACUUUAUUUUGAAUAGACUAGAAAAAGAUGAGGAUCUUCUAUCGUUAGUUUUCACGAGUGGAUCGACAGGUCAGCCGAAGGGCAUAAUGGUUAGUGACAAAUCUCUGAGAAGAGAAAUGCAUGGUUUCAGAGCUGAAAAUCCAAAAGUACAAUUUUCAUUCUGUCCUCUUGCUCACAUGAGUGACAGAAAACACACCCUUUUGGCCAUGUGUGAUGGUGCUAGAGUGGGAAUAUUUACCAGAGAUUUUGUUCACAUCUUUGAGGAUAUUCAAAAGGUCAAACCUACUGUCAUUGCCUCAACACCAAGACUUUAUAAUGUACUCUAUGAUGAGUAUAAAAAAGUGUACGAAUUGGAAAAGACAAGUUGGCUUUCAGGUAUUUCGAAUCAAAAUGAGGAUAGACCUAAAACGGAGAGAGAACUUGAAGAAAGAGUAAUGAAAGAUUUUAGAAACAUGUUGGGUGGUCGCUUACAAUCAAUAAUUAUUGGAGGAGCCUCUUCAAGCCCACAAGUUAGAGAAUUUCUUGGAAAAUGUUUUAAUUGCUUCGUUUCAGAUGGUUUUGGAAUGUCAGAAGCAGGAGGUAUCAUGAAUGAUAACAGACUUCAUAGCUCUGUUGAGUACAAGUUGGUUGACGUACCUGACAUGAACUAUUUCACAAAUGACAAACCUUAUCCAAGAGGAGAACUUUGUGUUAAAACAAAAACCAUGUUCAUUGGAUAUUACAAGAAUGAAGAACUUACGAAAAACGCUUUGGAUGAGGAAGGAUGGUUGCAUACUAAUGAUAUUGUUGAGGAGCUAGGUCCAAGACACAUUAGAAUUAUUGACAGACUCAAGAAUAUUUUCAAAUUGAGUCAAGGAGAAUUUAUUGCACCUGCAAAGAUUGAAGAUGCUCUGACUACCUCAAAAUUCAUCUUCCAAGCUUUCAUUUAUGGAAAUGUGUCGAAAAGCUACCUUGUAGGUGUAAUUGUACCUAAUCAAACGGUUUUGAAACAAUUUGCAAUCAAGGAAGGGCUCAUCAACUCAUCAAGUGAAGAGCUCUUGAGUGAUUCAGAGAAGGACUUGCUGAAAACCAAUGAAAAGGUUAAAAAGGUUUUGUGUGAGGAAAUUGAGAAAGUAUCUGUGAACUGCUCUCUUCUUCCAUACGAAGUGCCAAAGGACUUUAUUAUUGAAUUUGAGUCAUUUAGUGAGAAGAACGAUCUCCUUACCUCUUCAAUGAAAGUUAAGAGAUUUGGAUGCGAAAUGAAGUAUAAGGAAGAGUUGGAAGCUCUUUAUGAGCACCUAGAGUCUAUUAACAAGAGGAAAUUGGAUGAAGAUUUGAUUCGUGAAUUAUUGUUAAAUUCUCAAACAGGUUCAGCUGAAUCUGAUGGAAAUAUGAAAAUUAUUGACAGUCUUCACGCUGUUAAAUUUUCUGGUAUUAUGAAGCAAAAGUAUAACAUUGAUGUUCCACUCUCGCUGAUAUUUUCUCAAACUGACAGAAAUGUGGAUAGCGUAGUGAGUAGAGUUUCAGAUUUUGUCACCAAAAACCAACAUGAUGAUGUUGCCACAGUCAAUUCAUCCCAUGAUUGGAAGAAGGAUAUUCUCCUUCCUGAAGAUGUGUUGAAUGACAUUAUAGACCUCACAUCAAGAGGAAAUACGCAAUUUAAAAAGAUAGCCGAUUUGAAGAAGGGUAUUCUAUUGACAGGUUCAACAGGAUUCCUAGGAGCAUUUAUAUUGAGAGAUUUAUUGGAAGCAUUAGAGAAAGCUGAAGAAAAUGUCAAAGUCUAUUGUAUAGUCAGAGAAAAGAAUCAUCAAGAUGACGUUUUCAUGAGAGUGAAAGAAAACCUUGUGGAAUUCAAACUUUGGAAUGACAAGUAUGAAAAGAGAAUUUCAGUUGUCAAGGGUAAUUUAGGAGAUGAUAAUUUAGGACUCACUGAGGAAGAAUUCAAGAAACUGGCAGAAAAUAUUGAUAUUAUUUAUCACAACGGAGCGUAUGUCAACUCUGUCAUGUCAUAUCCUCAAUUAUUUUCCUCAAAUACUGGAUCUACUCUUUCAUUAUUGAAAUUGGCUUGCUUAUCAUCUAAAUUGAAUAUUCAAAGUGGAGAUUCCACUUUAGCCCCAAUAGUUUUCGUCUCUACAGUUGGAGUAUUGCAAUCUGGAUUAUCACUCUUUGGAAUACCAACCAGUACAUCUGGAAUUAGCAAUAAGAAAGAUAUUACGGAUUUAAUUAACAAUCACAUGGAUCAAGUCAUGAGGCAACUCAAACCAAUUAUUGAAAGAGCUAAUGGAUACAGUAGCACCAAGUUUGUUGCCGAACAAUAUAUUCAACAAGCAAGAUUAUUGGGAUAUCCAGGAGCCAUUUUCAGACCUGGUAUGAUUGGAAGUGAUACUGUCAAUGGAGUUUCUAAUUUAAUAGAUUGGGUCAAUAGAUUAGUCAUGGGAUGUUUUGAAAUGAAUUGCUUCCCAAAGACGAACAGAACUCUAAACAUUGUCCCAGUAGAUAUUAUUUCAAGAGUCAUUGUACAGUUGACACAGAAUGAGAAUGCAUUCGUAACAGAUCUUCACGAAAAUCCAAACUAUUUCAUAUUCGAGUUGGCAAAUCUAGAUAAAUUCGUCAUUCACAUUGACGAUUUACUCUCCAUAGCAGCAACAACAGAAGCUAAAUUAUUGAAAAAGGAGCCAAUGCAAAAUGUAACUUAUCAGAAAUGGAAGCAAAUACUGAACGAGAGAAAUACGAAAGAGGAAAAUGAAAUGUUAUUGAGAUUGGCAACUCUCUUCAAAUCAGAUUAUGAAUUCCCAGGAAGUGGUGACAGACUCACAAAUUCCCAUGUACAUAAGGUUAUUCAGGCUCUUUCCAAAUUAGAAGAUAGUGAAUGUAAAGCACUAAUUCCUUUCAAGAACCUUGACCAAAGCUAUCUAGCAAAACAAGCAACUUUUUUAGUAAAUAGCAAGACAUGCCAUUAGUCUCCAAAUGUACAAUAUAUCAAAAAUAAAAAAGUUUUUUAUCAA
Messenger RNA from Naegleria gruberi, 4020 nucleotides. RefSeq lists its product as uncharacterized. Gene Ontology annotation, molecular function: long-chain fatty acid-CoA ligase activity. The transcript has a single exon. Lineage: Eukaryota; Heterolobosea; Eutetramitea; Acrasida; Naegleriidae. The coding region runs from base 1 to 3975 and encodes 1324 amino acids. Gene Ontology annotation, cellular component: endoplasmic reticulum; membrane. Gene Ontology annotation, biological process: long-chain fatty acid metabolic process. The record is from RefSeq and is a predicted model, not a curated record.